UAAAAGAAAAAGGGGAAAAUUCCAUUUCUCAUUUCGUACCGAGCGAGAAAGAAGAGUCCACGCAACGAACGGAAGCUGAUGCUCUCAUUCGUCUCUUGCCCUCACUGCUUCAUCUCAUUUUCCUGUCUGCAAAUUCUCCUUCCUAAAGCAAUCUACAAAUUUCUCGAGAAACAAACAGGAUUUUGAGGGACGGGGGAGGACGGGGGAGGGGCGUCGAUAUGAUAACGCGUUCGAAUUUGGCGGAACAGCUGAGAGAGUACCAGAUUCGAUCGAAGCAUGACUGGGCUUCCGUCUCCUUCUUCUCCUCCACUUCUAAUCUCACUUCUUCUAGGGUGGACGUGGUGGUCUUUGUGAUAUGGGAACUUGUUAUUCUAGCUUUUCUGGUUUUCUCAGCAGUCUCUUUAUAUUUCAGGCAUAUACGGCUUGCUUUUAUCUUAGUAAUUGUCACAAUGCUAUUACUUUUAUGCAUGAAAAUUACAAAGCAAGUAAGACUAGACAGGAAAAAGAAGCGGAGGAUGCUUCUUCCAUUAUCUAUGUAAAAUCAUAUGGAGUUGCAACCCUUUUUUUUUAAAGUGACCCAACUUUGUUGUGUAAAUUGUGAGAAUCCUUGACCAUAGCUUUUGGUCCCCCAUCCUCUUUUGGCUUAUUGGCUAUGUAAUUGCACUUAAAGGAAGCUGAUUAAAGAAUAUUAUUGGUGUGAUUACUUAAAUACAAGCUGAUUAAAGUGGUUCAUCU
This is a messenger RNA of Vitis riparia (riverbank grape), 735 nucleotides long. RefSeq lists its product as uncharacterized. NCBI's taxonomy places the organism in Eukaryota, Viridiplantae, Streptophyta, Magnoliopsida, Vitales, Vitaceae. The transcript has 2 exons. The coding region runs from base 219 to 539 and encodes 106 amino acids. The record is from RefSeq and is a predicted model, not a curated record.